UAAUGUAAGCACUGUUAACUACCCAAUCGUGUGGCAACUAUGAUAGUAUGGCAACUAUGCUCGUGAAACAUUGAGUGGAGAAGCAAACUUUGCCCCAUAUGGAACGUAAUGCCAGGCGAGAAGAUAAGAGGAAAACAAAUUGAUAAGGCAAGAUAAGAUAGAUCAAAAUAAUUUAUCGAUGAGUGUUUGGUUUGUAUGGCAAGUGCCAGUUUUGUGAAGACUGUUGCAAAGAAAGUGUUUUUCGUACCGGACAGCAAAAAAAAAAAACUGGUGGAAAGUUCAGUCAAUUGCGGUUCGAACACUACGUAUUCAGCGUUGAAACUACACAAUAUUGCAUAUCCAGAAUGGCAUACCCGAAACUCAUUGAUCCGGAAAUUACACCACUUGUGGUGUACGAAAGCAGCAUCAAGUCUGGAACACAUGGUGAUGUGUACCAAAAGCAGUUAGCCCAACUUCUUUUGCUUAGACUGGCACGAGAAGGGAAGGAUUUCAACUUGGCUUACGAACUGACACUCGCGGAUAAGUUUGAUGACGUGGUACUGUACGAUAAGGUAGCCAAGCAAUGGACUUUUCUACAAUCAAAACAUGCCGACGGCAAAGAUUCAAGGAUAGAUCUCAAUGGCUUGCUUCCAAAAGCGAAUCGGGAGAAAGGAGAUUUCAGUUUGUACAAAUAUUUCACUUCGUACAUGAUAAUUCGAAACAGGUUCAAAGGCAAAACCAACUUUGUGUUGUUCACCAACAAAAAACUAGAUGAAAAGUUGAAAACUGCUGAAGAUUACGUGACAAUCAAGAAUCGAUAUGUAGAUGAAUAUCUUCGCUUUACAUCUGAUGGAGCAACCCAAAAGUUACUUAUACCGAGUGAAACUACAAUACAAUCAAUCGUGGAAUACACCAACAAAGAUUUAUAUUCCCUAAACGACGCUAUUAAGCAACUUUUCACUAAAGGAAUCAUUGCCGAUCAACUUAUAAAGUACAAAGCAUAUUUGAAAGAUGUUUUGAAGGAGUCGGGAAACAAUCAAAUAAGAUUCACAGAAACAUUUGACGAAUCACUGAUUUUUAUUUCUGAAUUGUACAAAGAGCUUCAAUCAGAGCUACAGCAUUUUAAACCUAUUGGUAAACCACUAGAACUCGAUAUCAAAGGUAUAGAAUAUGGUGCUAAAAAUUUUCUAUCAGUGGAUCUCAAACAUCUAGCUGAUGCCAUCGGAAAUCUUUUUCGCAACGGGGUUGUAUCUGAUUAUUUGAAAAAGUACGAAGAUCUUCUAGGUUUGAUCUUGACAACGACUGCACAUGGCCAGCUAACAUUCAAAGAAACAUUCAAUAAUGAUGUAGUCCCUAAAGCUGAAUUGUAUAGAAUGCUGAAAGCUGAAUUGAGUGACAUGGAUAAAGUGGUUACAUUGAAGCAGAAAUUUUUUGAUGGAAGGGAUUUACGGACCAAACACCAUUCAGUAUUGUUCUAUGCGGAGGCAUCUGAUGUGAGACAAUUUUUUGAGCUACUCGCUUUAUCUGUGGAUCAACCGGAUGAAUUGGAACCAUUCAUCAUCGACGAAUUGAACCUAUGGAUGAGAAUGUGGGUGCAACCUGAUGUUUUAGGUAAGCUGACCGAAUACCAUUAUAAAGAUGCUGUGAAGGAUUUAGAUGAUCAUUUUGAAGCAACACUAAAAAGCGAACAAGGUAAUUCCAAACCAUAUUUAAAUCAGCAAUAUGUUUCGCAGUAUUGCAGCAAGUUACGGCUGAGAAUCGCAGAAUCGUAUCCAGAAUUGAAUGAUACGAAUCUGUUAUAUAUUACCAGAAUGAUAAAAUUUGAAAAUGAGGUUAUCGACGAACCACAAUUUUUAAAAGCUCCUCAAUGUGAUGGAUGCACAACAGCUGUCUUAAGUCCUAAUUCAGAAGAAUCUUGUUCUUUCGAUGACAAUACACCAGAAAAUGAACAUGGAAUGGACGAUAGGGUAUCUCUAUCUAACAAAACUUGUGAGGAAAUGACAGAUGGUGAAUUUGCUGCAAAUCUGAGGUUAAAGUUUUCACAGUAUCAGUGUUUAGUUUUGACGGCGGACCCUGGGGUAGGUAAAACGAAACUUCUUCAAUACCUUGCCUUUGAACUUCAAAAACUGAAGUCAGGAACUGUUUACCUAUUUUACUUAAACAGACUACAAUAUUCUACGGAAGCUUUCGUCAAUGAAGCAUCAUUGAAUAUCUUUAAAACUGUGUUAUCUGACAAGAAUAUUAGGCUGAUACAGAACGCUUUGGGAAAUAAGUCUGAUGAACCUAUUAUAAUACUGUUUGAUGGGUAUGACGAAAUACAUAAGAAAAAUAUUGAAAAAAUAAAUAGACUGUUAGUAUUAUUGUUCACAUCAAAACAAAUUCAGAUUAUCAUUAGUGUAAGAAAUUAUGAGAAAAAUCCACUGCAAGAGUUUUUCGAAGAAUUUAAGAUUAAUGUCGGAUACUUUUUUUUAGAGGCGUUCAGCAAGGAAAACAUUAUUGAAUACCUCACACAGUCUUGGAAAGAAAAACAAGAGAGUGGUGAGGAUUUCAAAUUUUACACAUAUUCUAAAUUCUUGGUUGAUAAAUUCUAUAGCUUGUGCAGAGUUCCAUUGAUGGUUGAAAUGAUGUCGAAAAUAUACAAACAGCGUUUUGAACAAUUCAAAGAAACAAGUAUGAUCGAUGAACAAGAUGAAAUAAGCUAUUUAGAAAAGGAGUUUUACGAAGUUGAACACAUUUACGAAAUGUUCAUAGAAAAUUGUUUACUAGUAAAAAUAGAGGAUGCUUGUCAUGGCAUUGGCAAAGUCGAUACGAAUAAACAAAUUUUUGAUGGAUUUCAUCUUGAUCAUCAACUGCUAGCAAUAGAGUUUCUUGAUGUUGGUGAGCUUAAACUUAUCCUAAAAAACCCAAAAUACAUGAAAAAAUGGGACUAUAUUCUGAAAAAUCAACAAAACCAGUUUGAAAAAUCAAUUUUACUGAAUUUUGUUGACGGUAAAUUUUCGUUUUCUCAUCAUUCUUAUGCUGAGUAUUUUGUUGCGACAUUUCUGUGGGAUCAUUUCAUUAACUUGAAGAACAUUAUUAAAAAUAUUUUGAGCGUGAAACAGGGAAUAAGACAAUUUUUCAUUAGAAUUAUUGAAAAAAAUAUCAAAUUGUUUGUAACGAAAAUCGCACAAGAGACGUCCUUCGAUUUUAAAGAUGUCGUUUUUUGGGCUUGUGAAAGUAAUGCUGUAGAGUUGUUGAAAUAUGUUCUUUCAAAAAAAUUUCUGUUCAGGCCAAGUGAGGUCCAAAUGCUUCAAACUGCCAUUAAAAACGGCAGUGACAAAAUAUGUUCCUAUUUGAUCGAUGACUGUAAAGUACAUCCCGAUGUUAAGUAUGGUGGUCUAACUCCUUUACAUUCGGCCAUAAAAUGCGGACAUAUUUAUUUAGUACAAUUAUUGCUAGGAAAAGGAGCUGACUUAAACAUUCGAAACACAGAGGGAUGGGCAGCCCUACAUUAUGCGGUUCAUCACAAACAGAUGGCUAUUUCAAAUUUUUUGAUCGAUAAAGGCACAAACAUGAACUCCAUAACCAAAAACAGAUGGAAUGCACUUCACAUAGCUUGUAAUAAUGGUGAUGCUGAAAUGACGAGAAUGCUAAUACAAAAAGGCAUACGGUACAAUGUAACGACAAACGAACGUAAAACUCCUCUGGAUUUAGCUGUGAUCGGAGGACACACAGAAGUUGUUAACAUUUUAAUUGAAAAUUUGAUUGAAAAUCAUCCUUUUCUCUGGAAAAUUGACGAUGCAUUAUGGACAGUUCUUCGUAUUGGUUAUGACUCUUUGAAGCAAAUGCUAAUAAGGCAAAUUGACAAAUUGCCUGCACUAUCAAUGUAUUUAGUUGAUCUUGACAUUGUAGCUUGGGAAGGAAUAAUUAAAAAAGUUGGGAGAUUGAUAAACGAUGGUGCCAAUGUUAAUGCGCAGAAUAGUAUAGGUUAUACAGCUCUACAUCUCAGUGCAUCUGAAGGAAACUGUCGUGUUGUGGAGUUCCUGCUUGGUAAAGGUGCUGACGUAAACGCUGUUGACACAAAUGAUUCGAUACCGCUUCAUUUUGCAUGCCAGAAUGGUCAUAUAGAGGUUGUGAUAAUAUUGAUUAGGGAAAAAGCCAACAUUGACGCAUUGACUAAAAAAAAGUACACACCGCUUCAUUGGGCAUGUCACAAUGGUCACAAAGAAGUUGUGAAAAUAUUAAUUCGGGAAAAAGCCAACAUUAACGCAUUAACUGAAAAGAAUUUCACACCGCUUCAUCAGGCAUGCCAAAGUGGUCAUAAAGAGGUUGUAGAAAUAUUAAUUCGGGAAAACGUCAACAUCGACGCAUUGACUGACGCAAAUUGCACACCACUUCAUUGGGCAUGUCACAAUGGCCACAAAGAAGUUGUGGAAAUAUUAAUUCGGGAAAAAGCGAAUAUUGAAGCAUUGACUGAAAAAAGGUACACACCGCUUCAUUGUGCAUGCCAAAAUGGUCACAAAGAAGUUGUAGAAAUAUUGAUUAGAGAAAAAGCCAACAUUCAUGCAUUGGCUCACGAGAAUUACACACCGCUCCAUUGGGCAUGUCACAAUGGCCACAAAGAAGUUGUAGAAAUAUUAAUUCGAGAAAAAGCGAACAUUGAAGCAUUGACUGAAAAACAGUACACACCGCUUCAUUGUGCAAGCUAUAAUGGUCAUAAAGAGAUUGUGGAUAUAUUGAAUAGAGAAAAAUCCAGAAUAGGCGCGUUCAUUCAGAAACAAAACACUCUGCUCCGUAAGGCAUGCCAGAAUGGGCAUAAAGACGUUGUGGAAAUAUUGAUUAGGGAAAAAGCCGACAUAAACGCAAUAAACCAAAACAAGGAAACACCGCUUCAUUGGGCAUGCCACAAUGGUCAUAAAGAGGUUGUGGAAAUAUUAAUUAGGGAAAAAGCCAACAUUAACGCAUUGACAAACGAGAAUUGCACACCGCUUCAUUUUGCAUGUCAAAAUGGCCAUAUAGAGAUUGUACAAAUAUUAAUCAGGGAAAAAGCCAACAUUAACGCAUUGACUGACGCAAACUGCACACCGAUUCACUGGGCAUGCUACAAUGGCCAUAAAGAAGUUGUGGAAUUAUUAAUUCGGGAAAAAGCCAACAUUAACGCAUUGGCUGAACAGAGGUACACACCGCUCCAUUUUGCAUGCCAAAAUGGUCACAAACAGAUUGUGGAAAUAUUAAUUAGGGAAAAAACCAACAUUGAAGCAUUGGCUCACGAGAAUUGCACACCGCUUCAUUGGGCAUGCCACAAUGGCCACAAAGAAGUUGUGGAAUUAUUAAUUAGGGAAAAUGCCAACAUUGAAGCAUUGACUGAAAAAAAGUACACACCGCUUCAUUGUGCAUGCCAAAAUGGUCAUGAAGACGUUGUAAAAAUUUUAAUUCGGGAAAAAGCCAACAUCGACGCAUUGACUGACGAGAAUUGCACACCGCUUCAUUUGGGAUUCCACAAUGGUCAUACACAAGUGGUAGAGAUAUUAAUGACAGAAAAAGCCAAAAUUGACGCAUUUAUUCAGAAAACACUUCUUCAUUUGGCGUGCCAGAAUGGGCAUAAAGAGGUUGUGGAAUUAUUUAUUAGGGAAAAAGCCGAUAUCGACGCAUUGACUGGCGCGAGUUACACACCGCUUCAUUGGGCUGGCCAUAAUGGUCAAGAACAGAUGAAGGAAAUAUUAUUGAGAGAAAAGGCCAAAAUUGACGCUUUUGUUCAUAAACAAAACACACUGCUUCAUUUGGCAUGCCAAAAUGGUCAUAAAGAGAUUGUGGAAAUAAUAAUUGGGGAAAAUGCCAACAUUAAUGCAAUGAAUGAAAAUAACUAUACACCGCUUCAUUUGGCGUGUCAGAAUGGUCAUAAAGAUGUUGUAGAAAUAUUAAUUAGGGAAAAAGCCAACAUAAACGCCAUGAAUAAGAGAAAGGACACACCGCUUCAUUGGGCAUGCCACAAUGGUCAUAAUGAGGUUGUGGAAAUAUUAAUUAGGGAAAAUGCCAAUAUUGACGCAUUGACUAACGAGAAUUGCACACCGCUUCAUUUUGCAUGCCAGAAUGGUCAUAUAGAGGUUGUGAAAAUAUUGAUUAGGGAAAAAGCCAACAUUGACGCAUUGUCUGACGCGAGUUGUACUCCGCUUCAUUGGGCAUGCUACAAUGGUCAUAAAGAAGUUGUGGAAUUAUUAAUUAUGGAAAAAGCCAACAUUAACGCAUUGACUGAACAGAAGUACACACCGCUCCAUUUUGCAUGCCAAAAUGGCCAUAAAGAUGUUGUGGAAAUAAUGAUUAGCGAAAAAGCCAACAUUGACGCAUUGGCACACGAGAAUUGCACACCGCUUCAUUGGGCAUGUCACAAUGGUCAUAAAGAGGUUGUGGAAAUAUUAAUUAGGGAAAAAUCCGAUAUUGAAGCAUUGACUGAGAAAAAUUACACACCGCUUCAUUGUGCACUCAAAAAUGGUCAUAAAGAGGUUGUGGAAAUAUUAAUGCGGGAAAAAGCCAAAAAUGAGGUAUUGAGUGCCUUUAAGGACGAUCGUCCAUAAAUCCCAAUUUAACAUUGAACCACAACUCAAAUCUCAAGAUUUAACCAACCAAUGACAGUGUAAUUUUUAUGUUGUUCUUGCUCAUUUGUCAUACGUUUAAAAUAAGAAGAUCCGGUGUGUUGGUGUCGGUAUUUAUGAUAUUUGCGCACUUAAAGUCGUGAGUAUAUGCAAAAGUCGGCCAUUGUGGCGGCCAUCUUGGGAUUCUAACGAGGUUGUCACACCACAUCAUUGUGCAUGUCCAAAGGGUCAUUACAAGGUGGUGGAAAUAUUGAUUAGGGAAAAAGACAGAACACCGCUCCAUUUUGCAUGUCAUAAAGAAGUUAGGAUAGCAUAUAGCAUGGUGAAGCCGACCGCACAUAUUCGGAGUGUCAGAUCCUGAGUUGGCUGUCGAUAAAGGUGGUCAAUGCGGCAGAAAAGUUUCCUGGGAGUUGACAUACCUUUUAUUGAACGACUUCUUUGUUUGACACCUGGUCAGGGCCUAUUACGAUCAACACGGAUGGGGAGGAAACGUUGAUUAGAUAUGUACUUAGAAAAAUAUCCAAAAACUUGCCCGAAUAAAAACUAACCAUAGGGUGUUUGGUGAAAAUCAUUCCUGCACCAUACAGUGUACCAGCUACAAUAAAGUGUAUUGUAAUGAAAUGGUUCACUAAAAGCUUUGCACAUUGUAGCUACUAUACAUUCACAUUCGAUUUUUAUGUAACAGUAUAUUAUACUGUUUUUCUUACGUUUGAACCAUUCACUUUUCCGAAACAUUAUUUUUCCGUGCAUUUUUAACUAUUCAGUUUUAGAUUUUUUUUUCCGUGCUUUGUUUUAUUGAUGUUUGUGCCUUUUUGAUGCAAAGGAAAGAAAAGAGAAAAAAGCGAAUAAGUUGAAACAUCAAUUUAAAGUUAAAAAAAUGCUUAAAUCAGUGGUAAACCAGAUGUCCUAAGAACUGCCGAUCCAAGAAAUAUGGUGGGCUAGGUAUGUAGAGCGCGAAGUCAACCCGAAAAGACGCCGGUCAGAUUACCGUAAAUCACUGGAUGAGUUCAACACUAUUCUUUAUGUAUUUGCAUUAAGGGGAGUUGUCUCCUCUUCUCUCAUGUGAACUUGCCUUCGACCACAAUCGAAUCAAACUUUAUCUUUGACGUAGAGCCAUCGUUAACAUAUGGACUGGACUGAACGCUGAAAUGGCUUCUAUACACGGAGAGACGAAACUACCCAAAAGUGAGUUCUUUCCACCUAACUUCGGGGUUGCGUGCAUCAAGCCAAUUUUGAGUUGAUAGAAUCGAUGUUUAUGUUAGGUUGUUCCCGCUUGCUUCCACGUGAAAAAAAAUACCUAAUUUUAAGUUUUUUUCACUCAACCGAAAUUUCGACUAGGUUGAAUUUACUCAAAUUUGAGCACUGUUAUAGAAACUCAGUGUUGGGUUGACGCACUGAACUGCAAAAGUUGGUCUGUUUUCUCUUCACUCCCUGACAACGAUAGAAAAAGCGCAUGAAAAGGGAGAGGAAAAAGAACUCAAAUUUGAGUUUCAAAGUACUAGUUUUGAGUUUUCCAGUUUCUCCGUGUAAAGGUUCGUCUGCGGGUUCGCUUUUCAACCUAACUUAUAUUUGAAUCGAACUUGACAGUUUUCUCAUGAGUUGUUAUGUAUUUCAAACUUUAGUCAAACUGGUGCCUCAAUAUUGCAGUAACGGUUAAGCACGCUGUAAUGAUACUUAUGUACCUCGUCACCCACUUCAUGCAAUUACAUUAGUGGUCUAAUAACACUUAGCGCGCUCGGCAUAGUUCCAUCAUGCCACUCAAAGUGUUGGCGCUAAUAAUGUUUAGUUUGCAAAACCCGGUUAUCUGGCUGGUGGGGCAUGGGGGCCUAAGCUUCAACUGUUAAUGCAAUCAGAGACUACUCAGACUUAGACGUGGGCGAUCCUUUAUUUGAAGGGUUAUUCAAAGCGCUCUGGGGAAAUCCCAAAGCGUAUUCUAAUAAAUCUAGUAAGCCUAAGAUGCUAUUAACUGGAGGAAAAUGAUAAGAUAAUAUAACAUUAUAUGGUUUAUGUAAUGUAAAACAAUACAACAUAACAAAAGAGAACCAUUCCUAAAUUAUUUGAAUAAAUGCAUAACCAGUAGGGUGUCCCAAAAUAGAAAAAGUGUCAAAAAGUUAACUUGCUCACCCUUAGAAUGAUAGAUUAGGGUCCGAGCAGCAAUAGUUCCAUACAUGGAAACUCAAUCAAAAAAUAUUUAGAGGUUGCACGCAUCGAUUUUAUGUAAAAUGGACGAUUUUUGGUAUUUUUACCAAAAAAAUGCUAAUAUGAGUUGAAAAAUAAAAGAAAUAAAAGCCAUCAAUCAAAGUAAAGCGUAGUUCUGGGUCCCGCAAACAAAGUUUGGAGGGAGUUUAGGUCAUCAAAGCUGAUUUUAUAUAUUUGGCAAAGGUUAAAAUAUCAAAAAAUCGCGAUUUUUUUCAUCAAAUUUUUCAAAAAUGCUCAACUUAUAAGGAUUUUAAAAUUUUUCCUGCGAUUCACAAUUCCCUUAUUUUAUAGCAAAUUUUGUGUAGAUUAUUUCGGCUGAAGACAGUUUUGAGCUAUCUCCUUCAUGAGCUGAGAUAUCGGUAUAAUAAUGAUAACACAAUCAAUGAAAAAAACAUGUUUUCUUACGUUAGUCGAUUUUGUUCACUAGUUUUCAUGACUACCAUGCAAUUAAAACAACACACGACAAAUUUUAGACAUUAUAGAACGUGCAAGUGUACAUUUUUGAAGAAUUUCAGGAAUUAUUGGAUUGCUUUGAUCAUUACUGAUUCAUACUGCAUGACAGUAACAAUAUGUAAAUGUUUUGAGAGUUAAGGUGACUUGGUGCAUCACAGAAUUUUCAUAGGAAUCAUUGACUUUUUAAUUUUCAAUGAUUGUUUGCCUCGCGUUUUUGAAGUGAUAAAAAACGGACAAUUCUGCAGUCACGCAGUAGAAAAAGUAUCAUCACACUCACCACGAGUGAGCAUAUGGGAUGAUACAUUUUCAUCCGAAUUUGCGCUUUGGUAACUGAGUUUUAUCACUUUGAAAUUUCGAGCGAGAUUUCAAUGAUGCUGAUGACGCACUACGCGUCGUUAAUCAUCGUUUUAUAUCUACACAUACUGAACAUAACUUUUCACACCCGCUUUGUGAACACGAAAAGAUUUUUUUCUGAGAUUUUAUCUGUUGAUCAGAUAACAGUAGGAAGCCACCGAUUCAAAACUUGUAAUUUUAGUUGAAAGUUAUGUUUUAACAAGUAAGCAGCGCAGCAGAAAGAUUUCAACAUUGGCAUUUCUUAGGUUAACACCUCUUGUAACACAUAAGGCUAGUCACUAAGUUUUAUUUAUUUGUUUUUUUUUAAUAGUGGAAUCUAAACAUCCUGAUGCUUUCUGAAAUCCAACCCUAGCUGCAAAUAUGUGCGCUAAUGGUUUGCUUUUAAAGUCAAAUUAUAUAAUAGAAAUCAAUAUUGUGUAAAGAAUUAGAUUUAGUCAAAAAUUGGCGAAUAAAAAGAAGAAAUACUAUCCUUAUAUUCAUGAAAAUACCUGAAUUUUCAUGCACAUAUUUAAUUUUUUAUGUCGAUUGGCUGGAACUAUAAAACUAUAUUUUUCUUUCUAACAGUUUUUAUUAGCUAUUUUAUUUUCAUUUUAGUUGUUUUCAAUGUUAGAGCAUUAGUUCUGGUAUAACUAGAAAGAACCUAUAUGUAUGCUUAACAAGAGCACCAAAAUCUAUUUGAAAAAGGUAAACAUUGUUGAGCGAUCUACACAUCACUCAAAAUAUAUCAUAGAACUUCACAUAUGGAAUUUGAUUGUCUGACUUGCGAUCACUUAUAUUAUUGAAAUAUCGCAGCGAGCCACUUUUUUAGUCUUUCUUUGAACCGGUAAGCACAAUCAAUGUAAAAUUAUCAAAGUAACCCAAUUAUUUCUGAAAAUCUUAAAAAAUGUAUACUUGCAUAACAUAACAUGUCAAAAACUUGUUAUUUGCUUUUUUGCAUGGUAGUCAUAGAAACUAAUGAACAAAACAAAUAACACAAGAAAAUCUGAUUUUUUUCAUUGAUUGUGUUAUCAUUAUUAUGCCGAUAUCUCAACUCAUGAAGGAGAUAUCUCAAAACUGUCUUCAGCCGAAAUAAUCUACACAAAAUUUGCUAUAAAAUAAGGGAAUUGUGAAUCGCAGAAAAAAAAUUUAAAAAUGGGGUGGGACACUCAAUUUCGUAUUAGAAAUAUUAAUGAUAUUAAUGCCGAUAUUAUAAUUAUUAUCAAGUGCUCAUUGAUUUAUUUUCCAUUGUUUUAGCAAUAUAUGUUUUAGCUGUCAAUACGGUCAAAACAACACGUUUGAACUUUCUGGAGGAUGGGAGGGGGGUUGGUAUUGGUGGAGGUACCAAACAAUUUUGAGGAGAAUUACCGGUAAGGUUACGACGAGGAAUCGAUUUGGCACCUCCGUCAGCUUAAUUUUGUGCAAGUCAUUUAAAUUUGACUCAGCUAGGGUGUUUUACAUUUGGACAUAACUCGGCCGAUCCCACGGGAGUCGAGAAAUAUGCUUGUUGGGAGAAAUUCCGCAGAACCGUAAUAAGUUGAUUUGAUGCUUGUAGCUGAUUUUAAUCAACGUGUGCAGCCAGGGUGUUCUAGGUGAUUGCAGAAUCUAUUUUCUGCUGAAAUGAAAUCUGGUGAGGCAGUUGAUACACCUUGGGGAUGAAAGGUAUGUGAUUGAACGGUAUCUGGAGAACGAGGGAACUGUGGGAAUUUUAUUUCAUGGUGCAAGAUUAUGUAUUGUUUAACAUACAUUCAUAAUUAGGUAUAUAUAAUCUCAAGCUUAUAUUUCAUAGUACAUCCGUACCCUAUCUAUUUGUUGGGUAAUACGACGGGGUGCCAGUCUAACGGUUACCGCUUCUGAUUCACUUUCGGAAAUAGGAAUAAGUUCCACUAACACGCCCAGGUUCAUCAUCAUCAGGAAUAAGUCUAAAAUUGAAUGAAAAGUUUUCUUUGCGAUAAUUUAUUAAGAUAACACUUUAAGCUUACCUUCAUAUGACAUUUUCAUUGUGUAUGAAAAAUCACAGCAACCUUGAUGUCCAUCAUCGAUAUUAAUGAAUUAAUAUGAUAUUAAUCGAAUAUUAAUGGAUAUUACUGCCAAUAUUAAUGAGUGUCCCACCCCAUGAUUUAAAAUCCUUAUAAAUUGAGCCUUUUUGGAAAAUUUGGUGAAAAAAAUCGCGUUUUUUUGAUAUUUUAACCUUUGCCAAAUACAUAAAAUCAGUUUUGACGACCCAAACUCCCUCCAAACUUUGUUUGCGGGACCCAGAACUACGAUUUACUUUGAUUGAUGACUUUUAUUUCUUUUAUUUUUCAACUCAUAUUAGCAUUUUUUUGGUAAAUAUACCAAAAAUCGUCCAUUUUUCAUAAAAUCGAUGCGUGCAACCUCUAAAUAUUUUUUGAUUGAGUUUUCAUGUAUGGAACUAUUGUUGCUAGGACUCUAAUCUAUCAUUCUAAGGGUGAGCAAGUUAACUUUUUGACACUUUUUCUAUUUUGGGGCACCCUAAUAACCAGUAAUAAAAUAACAAUUAAAAAUAAUUUAUUUACGGUACAUUUUAUUGUUUGAAAUAAUUCAUGUACCAUAUAAUGUAAGGUAUAUUUGAACCCACGUAUCAGAAUUUAGAAAAAUUCAUUAACAAUAAAAUUUAUGGUUUUGCAAAUAUAUAUAUAUGGAGAAACAUAUUUUUUAUAUUGUUACGAUAGUUAACUUAACAACCUGUAUUUGCAAUUCACGUUAUGGUGUCUACAUUACCUCUUAUUGUUUUUGUAUUUUUUUACAAUUGGGUUUUUAAAUUAAGAAAAAUGUUUUGAUUUUUUGAUUUUAUACAAAAGAGCACUUUUUUCUGAACCACUAUGAUUUUUUUUUCAGAUUUUUAGAACUUUAUUUUGGUACCUAAAAUCGAUUUCGAAGAGAUUUUUCGAAAUCACCUUUUGACAGCUGGGCAACUGCUUGACAGCUCCGCCCAGUACAAAAUGCGACGAGGGGUGAUUCGACAAAUCGCUCCCAUACAAAUUUCAAAUUGAUUUUUAAAUAGGUUCCCGGGCACCAAAAUUCAUGAAAAUUUGGAUUUCGGCUCAGUUUUGCAUGCAGAUUCUGAAUAUGGAAUUAUCUCAACACCGUUAAAGAAGCCAAUUGUGUCUAUUGUAAAAAUAUGGUUCUAUAUAGUACUGCUACAACGUUCGGAUUUUCUACUGUAUUUUUUAUUCGGGUGGGCUACCUUCAUAGAGAUCUGGACUUGGAAUUUGAAUGCUUUUCAUGGCGAAAAGGCAGAAGUGUAGAUAUACAUAUAUACAUAUAUAUAAAUGAAAAUUUAAUUAAUUUACCUGAUUACACCUUAUACAGUAAUAAUUACUGUGCCUUAUAGAGCCUUUGGUGGAACAAACAGAAAAUAGGUAUGAAGAAAGAAGGGUAUUGAGUUUGCCUUUAUGAAACAAAAGUAGUACAUGUUGAAUGAAGAAAAACAACCUUACCAUCCUAUAAAAGUAAGCCGCCUUUGCAGCAGCUUGAGCAUGGGCGUGUCGGCGGACCAGGGACAUAGUAAGAUCAAACACGCAGCGGAAACGGGAAUUCCGAGAUUAGAAAAAUAAACUACGCGAAGACUCGAGUUCAUUUGUUUGUUUUUAUUUUACGAAUGAAAAAUACACUGUAGUGGUAAAAACGCUUCUCUCUUAUAAAGCAAUCGCUUGCUGAUCAGGGGUGAAUUCGCGCACAGGGAUGUUGUGUGUAAAAUUGUGUUUAUGUAAGCAACAAAUGUACCUCUCGAACAUUGCAAAAACUUGAAAUAAAAUACUUCUCUGAGAA
This is a messenger RNA of Aedes albopictus (Asian tiger mosquito), 13322 nucleotides long. RefSeq lists its product as uncharacterized. The coding region runs from base 345 to 6530 and encodes 2061 amino acids. The transcript is spliced from 2 exons. The record is from RefSeq and is a predicted model, not a curated record. Gene Ontology annotation, molecular function: protein binding. Lineage: Eukaryota; Metazoa; Arthropoda; Insecta; Diptera; Culicidae.